GUUGACUGGCAGGGUGGCAGGUGGAUGACAGAACAGGCAGGUAGUGGACAGACAGAUAACAGAGACAGACAGGCUGAAACUGUGACAGCCACAUGGAGGUCCCAGCAGGCAGAUGGACAAGGACCUGGAGGCAGGCCACCCUGGGUUCCAGCAUCUUGUUGCUCCUCUCUGUUACUGGGCUCAGUCAACCCGCCACAGAGAAGAUUAUCAAAGGCAAGGAGUGUGCCCGUCACUCGCAGCCUUGGCAGGUGGGGCUGUUUGAGGGCACCCGCCUGCGCUGUGGGGGCGUCCUCAUUGACCGCAGGUGGGUCCUCACAGCAGCUCACUGCAGUGGCAGCAGGUACUGGGUGCGCCUGGGGGAGCACAGCCUCACCAGGCUGGACUGGACGGAGCAGAUCCGGCGCAGUGGCUUCUCCAUGACCCACCCUGGCUACCAGGGAGCCCUGCAUAACCAUGACAAUGACCUCCGGCUCCUGCGACUGGGCACCCCCGUCCCUUUGACUCGCAGCAUCCAGCCCCUGGCCCUGCCCACCACCUGUGCAGCGGCCGGCACCAAGUGCCAGAUCUCAGGCUGGGGCAUCACCAAUCAACUAUGGAACCCAUUCCCAGACCUGCUGCAAUGCCUCAAUGUCUCCAUCGUUUCCAGUGCCACCUGCCGGGCUGUGUUCCCCGGGAGAAUCACGGACAACAUGGUGUGUGCCAGCGGCACGGAAGGGGCGGAUGCCUGCCAGGGCGACUCUGGGGGCCCCCUGGUGUGCGGAGGAGUCCUUCAGGGUCUGGUGUCCUGGGGGACCGUGGAGCCUUGCGGGCAAGAAGGCAUCCCAGGGGUCUACACCAAUAUUUGCAAAUAUGUGGACUGGAUCCGGAUGGUCAUGAGGAACAACUAACCUGCUCCCUCCACCUCCACCCCUCAGCUUGGGGGCCACACUGACUGGCCCUCGGAGCACCAACGCGUCCUCCAUUAUCACCCCUGGCUCCAGCUCCCCUUGGACUGGGGAUCUUCUUCCCAGAACUCCAACUCCA
This is a messenger RNA of Zalophus californianus (California sea lion), 1023 nucleotides long. RefSeq names its product kallikrein related peptidase 12 (gene KLK12). Gene Ontology annotation, molecular function: serine-type endopeptidase activity. The coding region runs from base 93 to 887 and encodes 264 amino acids. The transcript is spliced from 6 exons. NCBI's taxonomy places the organism in Eukaryota, Metazoa, Chordata, Mammalia, Carnivora, Otariidae. Gene Ontology annotation, biological process: proteolysis. The record is from RefSeq and is a predicted model, not a curated record.